Messenger RNA from Blumeria graminis f. sp. triticale, 417 nucleotides. The record is from the annotation of a GenBank genome assembly. Lineage: Eukaryota; Fungi; Ascomycota; Leotiomycetes; Helotiales; Erysiphaceae.
AUGUCUCAGAAACCAGCACCAGUUUUCGAGCCGCCUCCGGGCCCUCCUCCACCCGGUUAUACACCAUCUGAUUACAAUGUCUCAUCUGCGGCCCCGCCGGCUGGACCGCCACCGCAAAAGGGAGAUGGGCCCAUUCUAAACCAAGCACCACCGAUGAACACGGGGCCCUAUAUGGCGCCAGGACCACAACCACAAAUGGGCUACAUGCCUCAGCCUCCGCCUCCGCCCCCAGGGGGAUACUAUGGGCCUCCACCGGGCGCCUACGGCCAGCCUCCCUAUGGCGCCUACAAUGCGGGACCCAUGCCACCAGGACAGUAUGUCGACAAUCGACGGGGCGCCGGCGGCUCCAAUCCGGGUUUCGCUGAUGGGUUAUUGGCUGCGUGUGCGUGUUGUUGCUGCUUAGAACUGCUAUUUUAG